AUGUUGCAUCCUAUCAGGGUCUGCCAGAGAGUGGGCUGGCUGUUAGACCACCAAACAGAGGACAAGCCAGGAAAUCUCCACCGAACCAGCAGUGUUCCUGAGUAUGUCUACAACUUACACUUGGUUGAGAAUGAUUUUGUUGGUGGACGUUCCUCUGUUCCUAAAUCCUAUGACAUGCUAAAGGCUGGCACAACUGCCACUUACGAAAGUCGCUGGGGGAGAGGAACAGCACACUACAGUUCACAGAAGUCAGUGGAAGAAAGAUCCUUGAGGCAGCCUCUGAGGAGACUCGAGAUUUCUCCAGACAGCAGCCCCGAGAGGGCUCAUUAUGCCCACAGCGAAUACCAGUACAGCCAGAGAAGCCAGGCUGGGCCCACCCUGCGGCACCAAGAAAGCAGGCGGGCCACCCUCCUCAUGCCACCGAGAUAUGCUCGCUCAGAAAUCGUGGGGCUGAGCCACGGUGUGGCUGCAAGCAGGCAGCGCCACUAUGACACUUACCACAGACGGUACCAGUAUGAGUCUGUUAAUGAUAGUGUCUUUGACGGCGUCCCUGCCAACCCACCUGUGCUCACGUACCCCAGGCCAGGGACCAGUCACAGCAUGGGCAACCUCCUGGAGAAAGAGAACUACCUGACUACAGGGCCUGCCGCCGGGCAGGUCAGGCCGCUGGUGCCCCUGCAGCCUGUCACCCAGAACAGGGCUUCCCGGUCCUCCUGGCAUCAGAGCUCCUUCCACAGCACCCGUACCCUGAGGGAAGGCGGGCCCAGUGUCGUGGAUUCCAGCGGGAGGAGAACACAUAUGACCAUUGGCCAGGUGGCAGCAGGGGCAAGCGGGAAUAUGCUGUCGGAGAGAAGCACUUUCACCGACUCCCAGCUCGGGAAUGCAGACAUGGAGAUGACCCUGGAGCGAGCCGUGAGUCUGCUGGAUGCCGACCACACGCCGCCGUCCCGGAUUUCCGCAGCAGCGACUUUCAUACAGCACGAGUGCUUCCAGAAGUCUGAAGCUCGGAAAAGGGUUAAUCAGCUCCGUGGCAUCCCCAAGCUUCUGCAGCUCCUAAAAGUUCAGAAUGAAGAUAUUCAGCGAGCCGUGUGUGGGGCCUUGAGAAAUUUGGUAUUUGAAGACAAUGACAACAAAUUGGAGGUUGCUGAACUAAAUGGGGUACCUCGGCUGCUCCAGGUGCUGAAGCAAACCAGAGACUUGGAGACUAAAAAGCAAAUAACAGGUUUGCUGUGGAAUUUGUCCUCUAACAACAAACUCAAGAAUCUAAUGAUAACAGAAGCCUUGCUCACCCUAACUGAGAAUAUCAUCAUCCCUUUUUCGGGAUGGCCUGAAGGAGACUACCCCAAAGCAAAUGGUUUGCUCGAUUUUGAUAUAUUCUACAACGUCACCGGAUGCCUAAGAAACAUGAGUUCAGCUGGACCUGAUGGGAGGAAAGUCAUGAGAAAAUGUGAUGGACUCAUUGACUCACUGGUCCAUUAUGUCAGAGGAACCAUCGCAGAUUACCAGCCAGAUGACAAGGCCACAGAGAACUGUGUGUGCAUUCUCCAUAACCUCUCCUACCAGUUGGAGGCAGAGCUCCCGGAAAAGUAUUCACAGAAUAUCUAUAUUCAAAACCGGAAUAUCCAGACUGACAAUGACAAAAGUAUUGGAUGCUUUGGCAAUCGAAGCAGGAAAGUAAAAGAGCAAUGCCAGGACAUGCCGAUACCUGAGGAAAAGAGCAAUCCCAAGGGCGUGGAAUGGCUGUGGCACUCCAUUGUGAUAAGGAUGUAUUUGUCCUUGAUCGCCAAGAGUGUCCGAAACUAUACACAGGAAGCAUCUUUAGGAGCUCUCCAGAAUCUCACGGCAGGUAGUGGACCAAUGCCAACAUCAGUAGCUCAGACAGUUGUCCAGAAGGAAAAUGGCCUCCAGCAUACCCGAAAGAUGCUGCAUGUUGGUGACCCAAGUGUGAAAAAGACAGCUGUCUCCCUGCUGAGGAAUCUGUCUCGGAAUAUUUCUCUGCAGAAUGAAAUUGCCAAAGAAACACUACCUGAUUUGAUUUCCAUAAUUCCUGACACAGUCCCAAGUACUGACCUUCUCACUGAAACCACAGCCUCUGCCUGUUACACAUUGAACAAUAUAAUCCAAAAUAGUUACCAAAAUGCACGGGACCUUCUAAACACUGGAGGCCUGCAGAAAAUUAUGGCCAUCAGUUCAGGCGAUGGCCACGCCUCCAACAAAGCAAGUAAGGCUGCUUCUGUCCUCCUGUAUUCUCUGUGGGCUCACACAGAACUCCAUAAUGCCUACAAGAAGGCUCAGUUUAAGAAGACAGACUUUGUCAACAGCCGGACUGCCAAAGCCUACCACUCCCUUAAAGACUGAGGAAAAUGAAAAAGUACUCUCAGACGCAUCGGCCUCACCAUUCUCAGCUACAAAAAAGCCCCAAAGGAAAACACCUAUUUUUCUACUACCCAGCCCCGGAAACCUCAAAGAACAUGCCUUGUUUCUAUCCUUUUCUAUUUCCAUAGUCUCCAGAAUCCAGAAAACAAAUGAUUGGAACAGAAUGUUAUUAAUCUUCCAGAAGACUUUUGCAAGCUUGCCACCAGUAAACACUGACAACAGCCUCUGUUUAACCCUCUACAAAUAGUGGUCUUUGUGAUCAGGGCUUAUGGUGCAUGGCCUUCUGGAACCAAAAUGUGAGUUCUUGUGGAAUGGACACAAACAGGAUCAAUAAGGAAGGAAGUUUUUGUAUCACUAGGAUUUUAAAAGUUUGUCUUACAGUUCUAUUCCUUUUCUGGUUUCCAUGUUUUGCCCCUCAUGCAUAUUGCUUGACCAUUGGGCCACAAGUGUAUUUUUCUUCAGCAUUGAAACGAAAUGGAAAUGAUCAAUAUUUGCAGUUAUCCAGAAGAAAGCAUAAUGGCAAAAUGAUUUGUUUACUUUGCAAAAUGGUUUGUUUGUUUUCUUUGUGCUUGUUUUUAUCCCAUUGGGUU
Molecule: messenger RNA, 2966 nt
Organism: Carlito syrichta (Philippine tarsier)
Lineage: Eukaryota; Metazoa; Chordata; Mammalia; Primates; Tarsiidae
Gene: PKP2
Product: plakophilin 2
Exons: 13
Coding region: 1-2358 (785 amino acids)
Biological process (GO): intermediate filament bundle assembly; cell-cell junction assembly; heart development
Cellular component (GO): cytoplasm; adherens junction; intercalated disc
Molecular function (GO): alpha-catenin binding; protein kinase C binding; cadherin binding
Source: RefSeq, a predicted model, not a curated record